Molecule: messenger RNA, 204 nt
Organism: Penicillium alfredii
Lineage: Eukaryota; Fungi; Ascomycota; Eurotiomycetes; Eurotiales; Aspergillaceae
Exons: 1
Coding region: 1-204 (67 amino acids)
Source: RefSeq, a predicted model, not a curated record
AUGCGCGUGAGGGUGGCGAGCGUGGGGGACGAUUGGAAUGGCGGUCGCUGGGCCGAGAAUGGCGGCCUCGCUCACGAUGCCGGCCCCUGCCACGAUCACGAUGAGAACCUCGACCUCUGCGCCUGUCCCUGUCACGGGGUUCGCGGUCGUGGUCAGCGCUCCACUGAUCCCUCAACACCGGACUCCUACGAGAUCCAGCCAUGA